This is a messenger RNA of Sclerotinia borealis F-4128, 1341 nucleotides long. The record is from the annotation of a GenBank genome assembly. NCBI's taxonomy places the organism in Eukaryota, Fungi, Ascomycota, Leotiomycetes, Helotiales, Sclerotiniaceae.
AUGGAUUAUACCGGGAGCAGCCGUGAUGCUCAACAUCUCUGCGUGCUCGUGCAUGGACUUUGGGGUAACCCAGUUCAUCUGGAAACAGUGGCGAAAUCUCUACGAGCGAAACACCCUGAGGAAUGUCUCCAUAUCUUGGUCGCAAAACGUAACAGCGGUAGCUUCACAUAUGAUGGGAUUGAGCUGGGUGGCGAGCGAGUGACCGCAGAGAUAGAGGAAGAAGUUGAGAAACUUGCGAGAGAGGGACAAGUAAUCACCAGAUUCUCUAUCGUUGGGUAUUCUUUAGGUGGCCUCGUGGCCCGUUACUCUGUUGGCUUACUUGAUAGCAAGGGGUUCUUCAAUAAGAUCAAGCCAGUGAAUAUUACAACUUUUGCUAGCCCUCAUCUUGGAGUGCGCACGCCUCUUAAAGGAUCUCUCAAUCAUGUUUGGAAUGUUCUGGGAGCAAGGACUCUAUCAACUUCCGGUCGACAGUUAUUUACGAUAGACAAGUUUAGAGACACAGGAAGACCAUUACUUGAAAUUCUUGCAGAUCCAGAAUCCAUUUUCCUAAAGGGACUGGCCAAAUUCGAGAGAAGGACUUUAUAUACAAACAUCAUCAACGAUAGAAGCGCCGUCUAUUAUACCACUGGAAUUGCAAGCACCGACCCAUUUACAAAUCCGGACAAAGUCAAGAUAAACUACGUGAAGGGUUACGAAGACGUUGUUCUAGACAGACACAAUCCAGUUUCUCCUUUAGACAAGGCGGAUAUAAAUGUCAGCACGCGCUUCAUGGCCAGUACACAAAAGACCUUGGGAAACCUUCCAUUAAUUGCCGCAAUGGUCAUAUUCAUCCCAUUCGGGGUCAUCGCAUUCCUCCUAAAUUCUGCUGUCCAAAGUAUCCGCAGCAGCAAGCGUAUUCGUCUUCACGAACAAGGUCUAGCCGGCAUUCAACCCAAUGACUAUCGAUUUCCUCUUCUUAUAAACGGUAUGCGCGAAGCCGUUGAAGAUGUUUACGAGAACCUCAAUGCUACCCAAAGUAACGAAUAUCUCAAUACGCCGUCAGAAUCGGACUCUGAAGAGGCAUCUGCUUCGUCUCCUUUGAUUAGAGAGCGGACCAAAUCCUUCCAUAGCGAAAUUCCCGAUCCAGAAAAAUCCGAUGCAACUAAUCCUACCUUGGCAUUAGCACCAUAUCAAUUCAAAAUGAUAGAAGCGUUGGAUAAAAUAGGUUGGCGAAAGUAUCCGGUUUUCAUUCAUAAGGUUAUGCACAGUCAUGCAGCUAUCAUUGUUAGGGUUGACAAACCAAGUUUUGAUGAAGGAAGAAUUGUGCUGAAGCACUGGUUGAACGAGGAGUUUAUUUUGUGA